AUGUACGAGCCAAAAACGAUCGAUCGAGCGAUUUCACCUCUGCUCUUGAUGCAAUUAAUAACUGGAUCAGGCGUGUUUAGCGAUUCGAAUAAUCGUUACGGUACUGAAUUAUAUGAUAAUUUGUACUUCUUAAACGUGUUCAUGCUGAAUCGAAUAUCUAUUAAGUAUACCCACAUGGCUAACGCAAUAAUAAUGGGCAGUUUAAUCGCUCUAGGACGACUGAACGCAAAGAAAGUGAAGAAUGUAAUUGCACUGUUUAACAAGUACGAUCAAACUGCGGAGGAAAUAGGUUUUCCUAGGGAAUAUCGCGUAGUCUAUCAAUAUCAAUUAUACGCAUUUGCGAUCAGCGCGCUGUUCAUUUUGACUAGUGCAAUCAUUCAGUAUCUGCUGUAUUUACCACCGAUGCUGCAACUGUACAAGAAGACAAUUAUUAUCUUCGUCCUACAUUUUCCAUUGCUACUAGACAGCGUCGGCGUUAUCUCCUUUUGUUUCUGGAUCAGAUGCCUCGAACUGAAGUUUCAACAAUUGAACGAUCUACUUCGAAGCAUAGAAGCGGCGAAGCCGGAUUUACCAGAGGAAAAGAGGAUCCUGACGAUGGUCUACGAUUUCAAUAAUAAAAAAUUCAGCUCGCUCGAGAACGAUGACAUUAAGGGAGACGCCCUCACAAUGAGACUAAUAAAACAAGCUCAUCUGGAGUUGAUCAAGAUCGCCGAUGUCGUGAACAGCACGUUUGGAGUACAAAUUUUGCUGCUGAUAUUCUCUGCUUUCAGCUACCUCGUUACCUUCCUUCACACAAAUUACAAAAUCUUAUGGCUGAGUCCAGGCAUGGAACAAACCGUACGACUCAUCGUACUUCCAACAUUCGCGGCCUGUUUCUUCGGGUUUGAAAUAUUUGUUGUGGGCCACGCUUGCGGUAGAACCAGCACCGAGAGCGCAAGCACUGGGGAUCUCUUCUGCAAGCUUUACCAGACAUCUACGAGCAAGGAAUUUCGAGCAGAGAUUCGAGAUUUCACUCUACAAAUGGUCCAGAACCCUCUGACGUUCACAGCCUGUGGAUUUUUCACAGUGGAUCACUCGUUCAUCUUAAGCGUAAUCGGUGUAGUCAUCACGUAUCUUGUGAUCCUCAUUCAAAUGGAAGAUACGACGACAAAAACAUACCGUCGAUUGCUUGAGAAUAAUAUUACAAUUGAAAACGACGCACCUAUUAGUUGCAAUGAUUUUAAUAUGAAUUGUACGAUAAAAUACAAUUAA
Osmia bicornis bicornis is the source of this 1251-nucleotide messenger RNA. Its product is annotated as putative gustatory receptor 28b. The record is from RefSeq and is a predicted model, not a curated record. Gene Ontology annotation, cellular component: neuronal cell body; axon; membrane. The transcript is spliced from 8 exons. Bases 1 to 1251 code for a protein of 416 amino acids. Gene Ontology annotation, biological process: sensory perception of taste. NCBI's taxonomy places the organism in Eukaryota, Metazoa, Arthropoda, Insecta, Hymenoptera, Megachilidae.